This is a messenger RNA of Frankliniella occidentalis (western flower thrips), 1254 nucleotides long. RefSeq names its product alpha-tocopherol transfer protein-like. The record is from RefSeq and is a predicted model, not a curated record. The transcript is spliced from 7 exons. The coding region runs from base 140 to 1069 and encodes 309 amino acids. Gene Ontology annotation, molecular function: phosphatidylinositol bisphosphate binding. Gene Ontology annotation, cellular component: membrane. NCBI's taxonomy places the organism in Eukaryota, Metazoa, Arthropoda, Insecta, Thysanoptera, Thripidae.
CAGCAUCAGCCCCACCACGCCCCGCCCCGCCCCGCCUCGGCACGCCCGGCGCGGCUGGUGCUCCGCCGGCCCCCGCCGCGCGACCGGCGCUCAGUCACCCCCGCUUCCACCGUCGCUGCACACGACGAUCCGUGCAACGAUGUCGACCCGCCCAGAAUACCGAGUGCCCAAGAUGAGAUGGACCGCGGAGGAGGCACGGAAGAGCAUCGACGACUACAAACCGGAGACCAUCGAAGCGUUGCAAAAAUGGCUGCAGGAGAACCCGCACUACCCGCCAACUUCAGAGGAAAGCCUGAUCCUGUUCGCUCACAGCUGCUACUACGAUGUCGAGAAGACGAAGGCCUGCAUUGACUCGUGCUACAACCUGAAAUCCGCCACACCCGAGUUCUUCCAGAAGCGCGAUGUAGACAAGUACGCUGAGGUUCGACACAUCCUAGGCGUCACAGACAACGCAGUAUUCCCGACGAUGACGCCUUCUGGCUACCAAAUCAUAUUUCAUCGACUCUCGCAAUACGAGCCCAGCAAGUACGUCUUUGCCGACGGCGUGAAAGUGCUGAAUAUGACUAUGGAGUCAGCACGAUGCCUCACCGGCCCAGCUAAGGGCUACUUCAUCCUGUUCGACAUGACCGGCGUCAAGCUGGGUCACCUCACUAGGCUCAACCUGGGACUGCUCAAGAAGUUCUUCAUGUUUAUUCAGGAAGCGAAUCCCGUACGUCUGAAAGGAAUUCACGUGAUCAACACCAUGCCAAUCGUCGACAAAAUCAUGUUCCUCAUAAAACCUUUUAUGAAGAAGGAACUGCAUAGCAUCCUACACUUUUACUCAUCAUCCGAAAUGGAGAAGCUGUACGAGGUCAUACCCAAGGAGUGCCUACCUUCAGACUUUGGGGGAUCGCUAGGAAAGACGGUGGCUGAACUUCACGCUCGAAACACGGAGGUGCUGAAGGACCUGAAGGACAUUUGGAAUGACGACGAGACGUUGGUAAUCGACGAGAGCAAACGGCCCAGUAAGAAGGGCAAGAAGGCGCGGGAGGACGCCAUGCCGGACAUCAGGAAGCUGGAUCUCGACUGACCCUUAUAAACAAAGCAAUAAUUGAACGACAGAACACAGUGGUUCUAUCGUCGACCAGGAGAAAAACCAUUUGAUGUGCGAAAACCUUGUAAAAAUAAUUACUAUAUGUACCUGUAAAAAUAAGUCAGCCUUGAUGCUUAAUUAUGUGUAGUCUAUUUGAAAAUAUAAAUAUAUUACGUCGGAAA